UCCACAUGUACUGUUCUAUCGACCAAGGAAUCAAUCCACAUGUACUGUUCUAUUGAGGUAUAAAUGUGUUUUAGUUGUUUCAAAUCUUCAAGUUAAUUUUUCUGAAGUACAUAGUUCCAGUUGGUUGCUAGCCACUGGUUGACUAUGCGACUGGUGUGUCAGUUUUUAUUGUUAACAUACAGUUGGAGGUUUGGUAUAUAGUUUAGUGUCAUAGUUGUGAUCUUGAGAGCAAAAACCACUUGCUGAGUUCUUCUGGAUUUGUGAAACGAAGAUUCCCAGUGACUCUCGACUUGGUAAGUUACUUGCAAGUGUCAUUGUAGAAGUUCACAGUUCUUUAAAUUGCAGUUCUUGAUUCAUCCUCACCUUCGCAUGUAAGUUUUUUUGUGCUGCAGGUUUUCUCUAAUUAAUCUUUUCAGGGACCCUUUCUGGCUCAUUCGCUUGCAGAGUACACAAACUUGGGAAUACCGGCAGUGGACGAGGAUGGGUUAAGCAUCCUUGCGGAGGGAACUUUGGUUUUUAGAUGUGUUAAGCAUCAUUUUGGAGGGAUCUUUGGUUUUAUGAAGGCAACAGGAAAAAAGAUUUUGCUGGGAGAUCGAUGAAUCACGUUAGCAUGGAUGGAAACGGUAAGUGAAACAAAUGCUUGCAUUGUUGCUUCUGCCAAAGAGAAGGAUUAAUUCUGAUUUUUUUUCUCUUCCCCUUGUGUUUUAUUUGCUAUUGAUAUGAUUUGUUUUAGAGUUUCACAAGUUCCCCUGCUCCACCUCUUGCAGCAAUUGCUCAUUGUCCCCUCCUUCACAGGGCCUGGUCUUUUCCCUUUCUGCUCUUGUCAACACUUUUCCAUAUGUGCCUCACUUGUUAGUAUUUUAAUGGCUCUCACCCUUCACUAAAUGCUUGCUCAUGCACGUAAAGUGAGUUUGGUUUUCAAGAAAAUUAGAGUUACUAUGGGAAACACUAGGAGAAGACCACGUUGAGUACUUUUUGAGGGCUUGAUUCCCUAUUGAGGAGCUUGGAUUGAUGCAAAUUACCUUUUAGCUACUACCUAUUUAAGCAAUGGCUAAGAUCUAAACAAAUCUAUUAAGAAGAUUAAGGGUCCAAAAUUUCUUUGCCAGGUGACGCAUGGGAACUUUUUACAGAGUAUGGUGGAUAUUUAAUUCAAAACUUAACACACUUCUGCAUCUCCCUGUAUACUGCAUAGGAUACUACUUUUGAUGCAACUGACACAAAUAUGUCAUAUUUCCCUUCAGCACUUGUAUAGCGCCUUUUUGGAACCUUCAAUUUGACAGAUUAUGACAUGUCACACUUGUUUUUACAGGCUAAGGAACCCCUUUCAUUUGACGUGAUAAUUUUGCGGCAUCUCAAAUUUGUGAGUUCCUUAUAUCAUCCGCGUGACUCCUGUCACCUCCUAUAUUCAUAUCAAUGCUUUAUAGCCCUUCCCUGCAAUGUGCACCUCUGCCACCUUUUCUUGUCAUGAUUAGGCCUGCAACUUGGGCGGGCUAACCCAGCCCAGCCCAACCCCAACCCAUAAAUUUUGAAAUUUGGACAUACAAUUCACAAAUCGGGUUCAUGUUCGGGUUGGGUUUUGUCAAAACCCAGACACAUUCGGGUGGGCUCGGGCUCAACCCGAACCCAACCCAAUUUUCCUUUCUCUCUCCUCUCUCUUCUUUCUCUUACUCUCUCUGCUGCCGUCGCCGCCGAUCCGGGAUUAUCUAACUCCAAAAAAGAAACCCUCGGCCAUCAUUGUGCUCACUGUAACCUGAAGAGAAGCUCUCUCUUCUAAACGAAACCUCUGAAGAAGCCAUUUCUAUGAUGACUCAUAACAGGAUCUGUGAGGAUGUUCUGAACUUCUGGAUUCUGCAUUGCCUUGGCCUACAAAUCGGAACCCACAACCAUAUCUCAAGUAGGCUUCAAUCAAAGAGACGCAACAACCAACAAGAGUUCAAAGUGAUCAUACUGUCUCUCCUUCAGUUCAUCAGCGCUAAAAUCCCCACGACUUGCCUUGUUAAUUUGAUUAUAUAUAUAUAUUUUUAAUGAUAAUAUAAUCAAAUAUAUAUAUAUAUAUAUAAUAUAAUAUAUAUAAAUUUCAGGAAAAAAAAAAUUAUAUAAAAAAAAAAAACUCAACCCAUCAACCCGACCCAACCUGUCCGAAAAUAUUCGGUCCGGGUUAUGACCACAACCCAAGUUAACUACAAUUCGGGUUGGCCCAACCCAAUCCGAUUCGGGUUGAGGUUGGGUUGGGCCAACCCAACUUGCAGCCCUAGUCAUGAUUGCCCUAGUGCUAUCUGCAUACAUGUUGUCUUUGCUUUAGAUUCUUCAAGAGGGUUGUCACGUGAGAAUGACUACAAUAAACUCCUACCUAAACCCUGUGCAUCCAUGAGCAUUAUGCCAAAGGCUUUUGCCUUGCCCUUGGAGUUCUAUUCAGUGGCACCAACAGUUGGCUGGAACUGCCCAUCCUCACCUGACAGUAGACUUCCUUGCAUUGCACACCCCGUUUAUUGGCACUUGUUUCUUCUCUUUGGACAUCCUCAGACUCCUAGCUCCUCGGUGUACCCAAGCAUGCUCCCCUUCCAGCAUCAUUAGGAUCAUCCUCUUUUAUCACUUGACUUGAGGUUGAUUUCUUUUGCCAGAAAGAUUUUUCAUUUGAAAAUUUUGUUAGUUCGGGGAAAAUACUACCUUUACAAGCUAUUGAGCUGUUUUUUUUUUUUUUUUUCCCUUGCUACAUGAAGCAGAAAUUCAGCGGUUAAUUAUCUCCUGUCGUGGCCUUUGGAAAAGUUAAAGGUGCAUUUGUAGCAAAUUAUAAUACUCUUUAACAUAAGAUGAACAGGUGCUGGUAUAUUCUUUACCUUUGGGCAAGGUGGUAUAUUCUUUUCCCUUGGCAAAUUCUUUAAAUACUACAACUGAUUGGAUAAGAUCAGACAAGAUCCGUCCGAAUCCGAGCACUGGUCUAAUUGUGUAGUAGCUCUGCUGCUUAAAUUUGUUUUUCAUUUUCUCCUCCUACUUGUAGAAAUCAAAGGUAUAAAUUAUAUCUUGAAGUCAACUUACCUCCCAUAUGAUUAUAUAUUGCCUUUCAGAAUGACUGUCGAGAGGAUUCAAGUUCAAGCAUGGUACUGGUCUUUUAGAGGCUUUGUGUUAAAAUGGUGGACAAAGGAAAUCCCCUAGUAAAUUACCAGUGGACCAGAUUUCAUGAGUUUAUAAAGUUGCCCUGAUUUCCAAGGAUGGAAUGCUUGUGUUGUGGUGUCACUCAUAGAAAUCUUACAGUAGUAGAUAGCUGCUUCUUUUCCUAGGCCUCUUUUACACUUUGCUUAAAAUGCAAAAAAAGAAAAAGAGAAAAAAAAAAAAAAGAGCACUUCGAUCAAGCCAUAACUAAAAGUAAGGAUUAAUAAAUGAAAUUUAUGAUUUAAUGGUUGACAAGGACGGUUCUCUUGAUGUCACUAUAUAUAUAUAUAUAUAUAUAUAUAUAUAUAUAUAUAGUGUGCAUAACAUAAAUUUUUUUGUGAGAAUACUUCAGUUAUUAUGGUCUUAUCAAGUUUUAUUUUAUUUAAUAAAACUAGACUUCUUCAUCAAUGGACUUAAGUUCUAUCAGUUCCGUAUUAGUAUUGAAAUUCAAGUGCAUAUGGUAAAGAUAAAACUCGAACCAAUAGGACUUUUUUCAAUUCGUAUGGUAAGAUAAAUCAACUAAAACCAUUAAAAGUUUUUGUGACGUGUGUAUGAUGAAAAAAAUUCAUGUGAAUUUCAUUUUCCCUCGUUCUUCUUUUUAUUAUUAUUAUUAUUAUUAUUUUUUUUUUCUGAGUGGAUAAAUUUUAUCCUCUUCCAAAAUUACCUCCUCCGUCAUUCUAUAGAAGACGGUAUAUAGAAAAUGUGAUAUGGUUAACCUUCUAUUUAUUAGCUAGUGCUUUUGUUUUAAUUAGGUAUCGGUAAAUGGUAAUACAUUAUUAAUGAUUAAUGAUGAUAUGGAUGAGUUGAGCUCAUGGUGACAAGGACACGAGUGCACCCUCAUGGCUUUAAUCUCCUUUUGGAUGCAUACAAGGUAUGGAAGAAAAAGGAAAUUAUGGUGUCAUAAAUUUUCAGAUUACACUUUAUACUUGUUGCCAUGUGUAAGAACUUUUGCUUCUUUAUAAACGAUCCCUCUCUCAAUAGUCUUUUGGAUUCUCUCUCUCUAAUGGAGCAAAAGUCACAACCACCCAAGUGGGAAGGCAGAGUUUCCACAAGGCUAACAUAUGUUAGUGCAGACCAAAUAUGGCCUCUUCUCAAAGACUUCUUCAAUUUACACAAAUGGUUUCCCAGCUUAUCCACUUCUUAUGGUGUCCAUGGCACCAACGGCGAGCCUGGUUGUAUCCGGUAUUGUGCCGGCUCUUCAAUCCCGUCUAGCGGCGGUGAAAAAGAUGGUGACAAACCCGUUAGUUGGUGCACGGAGAGAUUGAUAGCCAUUGAUCCCAUUGACCGGAGUUUGAGUUAUGAGAUUGUGGAGUGCAAUAUAGGGUUCAAGUCAUACGUUUCUACGGUCAAGAUUGGUCCAGGAGGUGGUGAUGGUGGAGGGGGAUGUGUGAUGGAGUGGUGGUUUGAGGUGGAUCCGGUGGAAGGGUUGACACUGGAAGAUUUGACGAAGAAGUAUGAGGUGGGGCUGCAGCGCAUGGCUAAGAAAAUGGAGGAGGAUACCCUUGCAAGUUCAAAUGACAAAACAAACAGUUUGGUUGGCUAGUGGAACCGCGGCUGUUGUGUUCGUCAUUUUAUUUGGAAUCUCUGUUGUUUUAUUGUUUGCUCAUUUACUUUAUAUUAAAAAAACAAGAGAAAAUUUCUCUUGAGUAA
This is a messenger RNA of Cornus florida, 4800 nucleotides long. RefSeq names its product lachrymatory-factor synthase-like. The record is from RefSeq and is a predicted model, not a curated record. The coding region runs from base 4085 to 4693 and encodes 202 amino acids. The transcript has a single exon. Lineage: Eukaryota; Viridiplantae; Streptophyta; Magnoliopsida; Cornales; Cornaceae.